CACUUGUAGUUUGUUUUUCCGUGAUAGACGAUUGUUAUGGCUGCAGCUGUUCGACUUCGAGAACCUCUAAGUACUGACAAGCAAUCCUCCAGACCUGUGGAAUGGAAACGACACAUCAUUCGGCAGUUAAAGCGGCGGGACAAAUCUCAGAUGUUUAUGUACCAGGAUCUCAUAAAGUCAUAUUCCAGAUUAUUAGAAAAAUCUUACUAUAAUGCACAACUCAAGCCACGACAGCAAGAGAUAUCAGAGUAUUUUGACCCUGCUGCCAGGCAUCAGCCUACCUCUGCUGGUGAUUGUGUGGAAAUUAUGAUCGCCAAACAUCAGGAUGAACUGACAAGACUACAGACCAAUGUUGGAGAGUUGGCUUGUCAAGUUUUGGAUCUUAAAGAUCAGGUGAAGCUAAGAGACGGUGAACUAAAUGAGCAGUAUGCCAGGAUAUCCAAAAUGAUCGCAGCCUUGGAAGAUUUUAAAGCAAAAACACAGAAAUUUCACAACUUGAAAAUAGAUAUACUUGAGAAAAACAGUAAUUUGAAAGAAAAAUAUGAUACUUUACUGGAACAUAAACGUAAGAUGGAUAAAAAGUUUCAAGAGGAGGAAAUGAAUGGCUCCGAGUUGCUACAGAACCUUAUGCGACAGAAGGAAGCUGCUGCAGAAAACGUGAAUAAAAAGAAUGCCACAAGAAUAAAAGUAAGAAAUGUAAUUCUUCAGCAAGAACUUGUCGUGGUGGCAGAAACGAAAGUGGACAUUAAAGUAGCACUGGAUUUAUCUGGAUUUAAGCCUCCAUUUGGAGAUAUUCAGAAGCAAGAUGAAAAGAAGCAAGCAAGACCAUUCAGGUAUAAUAGUCACAACUAUAGCAAAGCAUAUUAUAUGGGUUUCGUUUCAAGUGAACCAAUUACUUUAUAUGAUUUUAUUUUCAGAUCAGCAUCUCUUACAUCACCUAGGAUUUUAGAUUCUAUCAAGGAACUUUUUGAGUUCAAAAGUAAGAGGAGAGGCAACUCUGUCAGCAGCUUGAGUGAGGAUGUCUUUGAGCCAAUGAGGAUGUGCAUAGUUGCCAGGAUACCUGCAAGGCCAUUACAUGUGCUGGAAGCACAUGAAUUGGGAAUAAAUGCAGUGAAAUUUAGACCAGACUCUAAGCUUUUGGCGACAGGUGGCACAGACAGGAUUAUUAAACUUUGGGAUGUGACUGAAGGAAGGCUACAAGGCAAGGGAACACUAGAGGGAAGCAAUGAGGGAAUAACAAGUAUUGAAUUUGACCACUCUGGAACCAAGUUGUUGGCUGCCUCUUACGACCAUUCUGCAAUCUACUGGAGUUUAGAUAAUAGCACACCAAAAUGUACCUUGACCGGCCAUUCUCGCAAAGUUACAUCUGCCAAGUUUAAAUCCAGUCAUCGCCAUGUGGUAACUGGUAGUGUAGAUCGAACUGUGAAAAUCUGGGAUUUGCAGAGAAUAGCCUGCAUACAUACCAUUGAUGUGAAUUCUUCCUGUAGUGAAGUAGUAUGUGAAGAGUAUUUCAUCAUCAGUGGACAUUACGACCAGAAAAUCAGAUUUUGGGACAGUAGGGCAGCAAGCUGUACGCAAGAGGUUUCUGUUCUAGGAAGAGUAACAUCAUUGGAUCUAAGUCUUGAUCAUAUGCAUCUUCUCAGCUGUUCUCGUGAUGACAGCCUUAGGAUAAUUGACCUCAGAAUGAACAAUAUCAGGAAAGUCCUUCAGGCUGAUGGAUUCAAGUGUGGCUCUGAUUCAACAAAGGCAAUAUUUAGCCCGGAUGGUGGUUAUGCAGUUGCAGGCUCUUCAGAUGGUGCUCUUUACAUAUGGAAUGUGACCAAAGAACAAUUGGAAACAUGUUUAUCACAACAGCACAGUUCUUCUGUGAAUGCAGUGGCCUGGUCUGUGUCUGGUGAGCAUGUUGUAAGUGUAGACAGGAGCAAGAGAGCUGUUCUUUGGAGCGCAUAAGAAGCACUGUAAUACUACAUCUUCACAGAGGACUUUAGAGAUUCACUAGAGGAAAGAACUAUACUCCACAUCGUGACUCCAGCUACCACAAAAAUCUCUGUUAUUCUAAUCAUUAACACUAGAAUUACCAAAGCCUACAUAAAAACUCGUAAUCCUGGCCCACCUUAAAUCCAUUCGCACCUCUCCAUCAGCGUCUUUUGUCUUGUAAAUGUGUCGAUCAACCCCCACCCCACUGCCGCAGGUACAUUCACAAAGAAGAUUCUCAGUGCUCAGUGUUUAUGUUGGAGUGCAUUACCUGGAGUUGUA
Molecule: messenger RNA, 2256 nt
Organism: Erpetoichthys calabaricus (reedfish)
Lineage: Eukaryota; Metazoa; Chordata; Cladistia; Polypteriformes; Polypteridae
Product: protein Atg16l2-like
Exons: 18
Coding region: 37-1950 (637 amino acids)
Biological process (GO): autophagosome assembly; negative stranded viral RNA replication
Cellular component (GO): autophagosome membrane
Molecular function (GO): protein binding
Source: RefSeq, a predicted model, not a curated record